CUGCCGCUCGCCGCUCCUGUCGGCUGUUGCUGUUGGGUCACCCGCAUAUGUUUUGGGGUCCGGCUCUUGGGGAUAGGGGAUGGAAAAAGGCCUACCCCUCAUUACUUACUGAAAAAAAGGGAGCGUUGAAGAUGAUGGGGGAGAGCCCAGAAGGUGGUAGUAGAGUAAACACCGGCUCUCCCACCGCACAAUCCCAACAUCGUUUUUCUGAAAAUAUUCUGAGCCGAACCUUUAGAAGCGAAGCCCGCCCUUAAGAGAGACAGUCUUGUUUUUAAAAUGAAGAAGUUUAAUUUCCGAAAAGUUUUGGAUGGCUUAACUGCCUCUUCCCCUGGCAGUGGUAGCAGCAGUGGCAGUAACAGUGGUGGUGGGGCUGGAAGUGGUUCCAUACAUCCAGGAGGGACUGCAGGGGUUCUCAAAGAGGAGAUUCAGGAAACCCUGACUUCAGAGUAUUUCCAGAUUUGCAAGACAGUUCGGCAUGGUUUCCCUUAUCAGCCCACAGCAUUAGCCUUUGAUCCAGUUCAGAAAAUCUUGGCUAUUGGGACAAGAACAGGUGCUAUACGAAUACUUGGGAGACCUGGCGUUGAUUGUUAUUGCCAACAUGAAAGUGGUGCAGCUGUCCUGCAGCUCCAAUUCUUGAUCAAUGAGGGUGCUUUGGUUAGUGCAAGUUCAGAUGAUACCCUUCAUUUGUGGAAUCUCAGACAAAAAAGGCCAGCUAUUCUUCAUUCUCUUAAAUUUAACCGAGAACGAAUUACUUACUGUCAUCUACCUUUCCAGAGUAAAUGGCUCUAUGUUGGAACAGAAAGAGGAAAUACACAUAUUGUAAAUAUUGAAUCUUUCAUUCUUUCUGGAUAUGUUAUCAUGUGGAACAAGGCAAUUGAGCUAUCCACGAAGACUCAUCCAGGUCCAGUUGUACAUUUAAGUGAUAGCCCAAGAGAUGAAGGGAAACUGCUGAUAGGUUAUGAAAAUGGUACUGUAGUAUUCUGGGACUUGAAAUCUAAAAGAGCAGAACUAAGAGUUUAUUAUGAUGAGGCUAUUCAUUCAAUUGAUUGGCAUCAUGAGGGCAAACAAUUCAUGUGCAGCCAUUCAGAUGGUAGCUUGACCUUAUGGAACCUGAAAAGCCCAAGUCGUCCUUUCCAGACCACAAUUCCACAUGGAAAAAGUCAAAGAGAAGGAAGAAAAUCUGAAUCUUGUAAACCAAUCCUAAAAGUAGAAUACAAGACUUGUAGAAACAGUGAACCAUUCAUAAUAUUUUCUGGUGGACUGUCUUAUGACAAAGCUUGCAGAAGACCAAGUUUAACCAUCAUGCAUGGAAAAGCAAUUACAGUGCUUGAAAUGGAUCAUCCUAUUGUCGAAUUUCUUACUUUAUGUGAAACACCCUAUCCAAAUGAAUUUCAAGAACCUUAUGCUGUUGUAGUACUUCUGGAGAAAGAUCUCAUUGUAGUUGAUCUGACACAAAGCAAUUUUCCAAUCUUUGAAAAUCCGUAUCCCAUGGACAUUCAUGAAUCACCAGUUACAUGCACAGCAUACUUUGCUGAUUGCCCACCAGACCUGAUUCUAGUACUCUACUCUAUAGGAGUCAAGCAUAAAAAACAAGGAUACAGUAAUAAGGAGUGGCCAAUCAGUGGAGGAGCUUGGAACCUUGGAACACAAACAUAUCCAGAAAUUAUUAUUACUGGUCAUGCAGAUGGAUCAAUAAAAUUUUGGGAUGCUUCUGCAAUAACUCUGCAGAUGCUGUACAAGCUAAAAACGUCGAAAGUGUUUGAAAAACAGAAGGUAGGAGAAGGAAAACCGACAUGUGAAAUUGUAGAGGAAGAUCCAUAUGCCAUUCAGAUGAUUUACUGGUGUCCAGAGAGCAGAGUAUUCUGUGUAUCAGGAGUCUCUGCAUAUGUCAUAAUUUAUAAAUUCAGCAGACACGAAAUAACAACAGAAAUAGUGUCAUUAGAGGUACGACUUCAGUAUGAUAUUGAAGAUAUUAUUACUCCAGAACCAGAAACAAGUCCUCCAUUUCCAGAUCCCUCAUCCCAGCUUCCUUCUUCAAGGAGUCUUUCCGGAAGCACUAACACUGUGGCUAGUGAAGGAGGAACAAAGGACAGUAUCCCAUGCCUCAAUGUUAAGACACGGCCAGUGCGGAUGCCUCCAGGAUAUCAAGCAGAGCUUGUUAUUCAGUUGGUGUGGGUGGAUGGUGAGCCUCCCCAACAGAUUACUAGUCUUGCUGUAAGCUCAGCAUAUGGAAUAGUUGCGUUUGGGAACUGCAAUGGGUUGGCUGUGGUAGAUUUUAUACAGAAGACAGUACUGUUAAGCAUGGGGACCAUUGACCUAUAUAAAUCAAGUGACCUAUACCAACGUCAACCACGGUCUCCUCGAAAAAACAAGCAGUUCAUUGCAGACAACUUUUGCAUGCGUGGCCUGUCUAACCUUUAUCCUGAUUUAACGAAACGGAUCCGUACUUCUUAUCAGAGUUUAACUGAGCUAAAUGACAGUCCAGUUUCCCUGGAACUUGAGCGCUGCAAGUCUCCCACUUCAGGACUUGCUACCAGAACUCCUGAGGCAACAACAGGCUUUUAUAGGAAUGAAAUACCAGCUGUGAGACAGAGGAAUCAAAUACAUCACUUGCCAGAUCAUGUAAAUGGACACUGCACAAGUCCAACUUCUCAGAGUUGCAGUUCUGGAAAACGUCUGUCCAGUGCUGAUGUUUCAAAAGUAAAUCGCUGGGGUCCUGGAAGACCACCAUUUCGGAAAGCACAAUCAGCUGCUUGCAUGGAAAUUUCUUUACCAGUCACAACAGAAGAAAGCCGAGAAAAUUCCUAUAAUCGUUCUAGAAGCUCUAGCAUCUCCAGUAUUGACAAAGAUUCAAAAGAAGCAAUUACAGCACUAUACUUCAUGGAGUCCUUUGCUCGGAAAAAUGACCCUACAGUCUCUCCUUGUUUGUUUGUUGGAACUAGUCUGGGAAUGGUGUUAAUCAUCUCCCUGAACCUUCCUUCAGCAGAUGAACAAAGAUUUACAGAGCCAGUCAUGGUAUUCCCAAGUGGUACCUUCCUCUCACUGAAAGGUGCUGUGCUAACAUUCUCCUGUAUGGACCGAAAUGGUGGAUUAAUGCAGCCGCCAUAUGAAGUUUGGAGGGAUCCAAACAACGUAGAUGAAAAUGAAAAAUCUUGGAGAAGGAAACUGGUCAUGAACUGCCCCUCUCCAUCCCAAGAAAUAGGAGAUCAUCAGUAUACAAUAAUCUGCUCAGAGAAACAAGCCAAAGUCUUCUCACUGCCUUCUCAGACUUGUCUUUAUGUUCAUAACAUCACCGAGACAUCUUUUAUACUGCAAGCAGAUGUGGUGGUCAUGUGUAACAGUGCCUGCUUGGCAUGCUUUUGUGCCAAUGGGCAUAUCAUGAUAAUGAGCCUACCUAGUCUUCGCCCAAUGUUGGAUGUUAAUUAUUUGCCACUGACAGACAUGAGGAUAGCACGGACAUUUUGUUUUACCAAUGAAGGCCAGGCAUUAUACCUCGUCUCUCCUACUGAAAUUCAGCGUUUAACAUACAGCCAAGAGAUGUGUGAUAAUCUACAGGACAUGCUAGGAGAUUUGUUUACUCCCAUAGAGACACCAGAAGCUCAAAACAGAGGCUUCCUCAAGGGGCUGUUUGGUGGCAGUGGACAAACAUUUGACAGAGAAGAGCUCUUUGGGGAAGCUUCAGCGGGAAGAGCAUCUCGCAGCCUUGCACAGCACAUUCCUGGACCAGGUGGUAUAGAAGGGAUGAAAGGUGCUGCCGGAGGGGUGAUGGGAGAGCUGACACGCGCUCGGAUCGCACUUGAUGAGAGAGGACAGAGGCUAGGAGAGCUGGAGGAGAAGACUGCAGGCAUGAUGACCAGUGCAGAAGCAUUUUCCAAACAUGCACAUGAGUUAAUGCUGAAAUAUAAGGAUAAGAAAUGGUACCAAUUCUAAACUUCUAAAGAAGCUGUGACUGCUUUGAGAAACCAUUAUUCAGGGAAACAAAAUUUAUUCCCAGCAUCACUAUUCAACUUGCUAGAAGCCAGUUUCUUCUACAAAAUGUUCCAUUACAGUCUAUCUGAAGUUAUCAUAAGGGAAAUUUAUUAGAGACACUGUACAACCCAAAGGCUGAAACCCUGGUUAAAAUCCCAAGACAUGGCUGAAUUUGCCUUUUCCUAACGUGGAAUGGAGCUAUCAUUUUGGCAUGUUGUUUGCUAAGGAUUUACAUUUAGGAACUAUGGGGAGUCCUUCUGAUUUGAAAAAAUCCUGUACAAACAAAAGCAUUAAUGCACUUAAUGAAAAAAAAAAUCUUUGCAUGAUAAAUUAACAUCUUAAGAGGAAAAGAAAAAAAAGCAUGUUGUGACAGAAGAAAAAAAAAGAUUAUGACAAACUAUUUUUAUAAAUUGGGCCACACCUGACAAUUUAAAAAAUCUGUAUUAGAAGAUAUCAGUGUAUUUCAAGUACAUUUGCCAUACCCAACAGAAAAAGAAAAGAAAACUAGAGUUUUCUUUUCAUCUGUAACUUUCAUUAUACUAGCACAUUAUUGAAUUCUUAUGGGAAGUCUGAUUGUUUGUCUCUCCAUACUAUUUUACAUCAUCACCAUUAUGAGUCAUAAUUGAGUAUUGCCAGGAUAGUAAGUCAUUCCUAACAGUUAUUUCCAUUUGUCACCUUCAGAACAAGUGGCUAUUUUUUAGUCAUAAACCAUGCAGGGUUGGGUCACAAGCCUGGCUUGUGCUCUAUAGGGGAGUUGAUGAUUAAGUUUGGGGAAACUAGACUACAGAAACAGUGCAGUUAUCUUUGAGAACUGAUUUCACACACUCUGAUUUCAGUUUCUAAAGGCAUAUAUUUUUAAUGCUCCAUUUGUAUCUUUGUCUGCCAAUCACACAGUAUAUUACUGUUCCAGCCCAGUAGUGUCUUCAAUCCAAAGGUGCUCUUGCAGCCUGACACUCACAGACCAAACUGGUCAUUCUCUUUAGUAUGAUUCAGUAAAACCUCAGUAAAUGUUUUGGGAAAGGGAUUCUGAUUUAUUACAUUUCUGAUUAACAAGGGCUUUCAUUAGUAAAUAUUUUUUAGUUCAAUACUUAUUAUUGAAAAUCUUUGUAAAAUAUGGUAUUUUUGCUAUCUUGGCCUUAGUCACCAUUAUGGGCAACAAAAAUACAGAGAGAGUUUAAUGAUACAAAAUGAAUAAUUUUGUCACUCAUUAGGCUAAAUGAUAUAAGCCACAAAUUAUGUCAAUAGAUACCAAACACCUAUUCCUUGUUCAAAACACUUUAAAAAGUGAAGUAAGGAAUACCCUUAAUAUGAUAAAAGUUACCUGUCAUAACAACGAACUCUAGAGACAAAAGUAAAUAAAUAAAGACACCUGCUAUUAUUAUUUAACAUGAUUCUAGAAGCUAAAAGUCAUAGAAAAUGAAUAUUCGCAGGUUCUAGGACCCAUCCUGUAAUAUGUUGUUCCUUCGAAGAGAAUUAAAAAAAAAAAAAAAUGUGUGUGACUUAAUGAAUUUUGAUUUUCCAGGUCUUACUAGAUAUAUUUUUGUGUUUCCUAAGAAUUCACCAUUUUUUCUGAAGUCCAGGUUAUUUUAGUAUCCUAAAAUAGUAUUUAGUUCUUUUUUUUUUUUAGAUUUUUUAAUUCUUAGUGUAUUUUUUUUUGAAGUUGCACUUCCUUUAAAUGUUCCCAGUAAUUUUGAGAAGAGCAAAGAUGAUAAAGUAGGAAAUAUAUAUCAGGAAAGCAUUUCUUAGAGUCCUUGAAUUCUCCUAAUUUCUCAAAAAAAGCUUCUCCAUGAAUCUCACCACUCCUGAGAACAGCUUUAGAGUAACCAAACCUGAUUUGAAAAUACAAACAUCACAUAUAAAAUUAUGCAGUAAAAAUAUUAUAGAAACCUGGGAUCAAAAUUUAGAACACAAUGGAACCCAAAUUAUAGUACACUAUUUAUACCUCAGUUUUAAGAACCCAGUAUUCUGAUUUUCUGUACAAAUACUUUAUCAUUUCUAUAAUUCAAAGAAAAGCUUAAAACGUUUAGAGAAAAAUAUUUUUUUAGUGGCAUCAACUUCAAUGAUUAUCUCUGAAGCCCUCCAUAAGAUUUGAUUUAAUUUGUUCUACAUUUUGUUAAUAGUUCACUAUUAAUAGAAAAUUCUUUUUUAUGGGGGACUGCCCUUUACACUGCAGAAUGUUUGGCAACAUCAUUGGCCUCUAUCUUCUAGAUGCCAGCUGCAAGCCCAGAAGAAAACCAAAAAUAUCUCCAACCAUUGCGAAAACUGCUCCCAGUUGAGAGCCACUCCUCUACAUUAUUUAAGGACAGAUUAAAUGUGAAUAUAUAUGUCCUGCAUAAAAUUAAAUUAUCACAAAUACACAGUACCUUAAGAAGAUAAAUUAUUAUACCCAAAAUUACACAUGUGGUUCAUAUGCAAUAAAAUCCUAUUUUGGAGAAAGCUUAUGCAAAUCAGUGGAAAAUAACAAUUACAGAAUAUUUUAAAGCAUACAGAGAAAAACACAAAAAACAACAUAGCAUUUCACAGAAGCACUUAAAACUCUGGCUCUAAUGAAUAGAUCAAAUGCUUAGAAUUAGCAUAUCAAGUGGAAGUAAACAGGUGCUUCUGAAAUGCUUGAAAAGAAUAAAUAUUUUUAAGUAGUUUAAAUAUGUCUUUCAGUGUUGUUUUUAAAGACCCUUUCUUAACGUAAGGUAACUUCAUCUCCUGAACUCCUGAUAGUGGAAUACAAAUUAAUGAGGUUUUACUGUAUCAGAAUUAUUUUUAUAAUUCGAAGAGAUAGCAAUAACAAGAAUCUGAUGUGGAUGUGAUUUUUCUCUUUAAACAUUUCUAUUCUGUUGCACUGACCUUAGCAUGCUUGUGCAUGCGCAUACACCAACACAACCACCACCACCACCUUAUCAUCAUCAUCUUUGGAAAAUGAGUACUGUUGAUCCAUGUAAUUCUUUACAUCUCUCCUCUCUAUGAGUGUCUUGCCUCUGUCUUGGAACAAAAGAAAAAUACUCCUAGUAACUUGGAUAAUGAUAGAGAAAAUGAGCCUUUGUUAUCAAAAUUACACUAUAUCUACUAUGGUGACAUCAGAAGAUAAGGCUUGUAAACCACAGUCUCCAAGCUGACUCUAUCUCCCUAUGACUCCCUCAGGAGAUAAGCCCUUCCUAUAUGUUCCAGAAGAAAAUGGGUCUUUGCACUCUAUUUACCAAAAUGAAGCUAGAAGUAUUUGUUUUCCUGAUUCUAAUAAUGUGAGCAAUAAUCCCUACCAUGAAAUCAUCCAUUAACCUUGGUGUUUGGAGGGAAGGAUGAUUAUGAUUAUUUUAAUUCCCUACAAAAGUAGUAUUACUGACUUUGCUUCCUAUACUUGAGACUCAGACUUAGUGCCCCAAUCACUAUCGGGGUCAUCAUCUAACUUUGGAAGAACGGUGAUAGAACUGAGAGAGAUGUUGUCUGAUAAUUUCGUCAUAAAGAUAAUUUUUCAAAUCUUUUAUAUAGCCUUGGAGUGAUUCUCAAGUUAAUAAAUCAGAAUCCAGAUUUCUAUUCCUCAAAGAUCUUAAGGAAUCAUAAAAGGAAAAAGUUUGCUGUUGGAGUCCCUUUUUAUGUGACCUCUGUGUCCAGUUUUAAAUACACCAUCUAUCUGUUAUCUACAUCAAGGGAUUUCCAGGGCUUAGAGAAAGAAAAAGAGAGAGAGAGAGAGAUUAUGCCUAAGGUUAGUUGAAGAAGAUGAAGAUGAGCUCUUUUAAAUACUUGGUUUAAAAUGUUUGGAAGAGGGGGAAAAUGAAAAACGUUUAGAAAAGUAAGCUAAAAAUCCUCUCCUUGGUUUAGGAUCAUUGGGACAACCCAGGAGAAUAUCUAUGAUUAUAGUCUGGCUCUACAGAAAGACAUUAUAACUUGACUACUUUCUUUGAGAGGGCAAUGCCAAAAGGACUCAGACAUUUCUAUCAGGCUUUGCUCUUUGCAUCAGGAGAAAAGUAGUAGCCUUCACAGCUUCCUUACCUUUGUCUUCUGUAACACCAACCUCAUUACUGGCUACAUACUAAUUCAAAUACACUCUGUUCCAGGUGCCAGAGAUACUUGUCAACAAGUUAUGCUUUCUGGAUGGCACCAUUUCAGGGAGUAUGGUUGUUGUGUAGCAAGUUUAGUGUACAUAUUUGCCUAUAACAUAGCUCUAAAGGGAUAUAACGCAGAAGAUAAUGUCUGACUUUGGAAAGUAAGAGGAAGUGCCAAUUUGGUGCAAGAGGAUUGGGAUGGUGAGGGACACAGAAACCAGAGUUAAGUGGAAGAGGUUUUGAUGAGAAACCAGAGGCACAGAUGGCUGCUUUGAUUUAUAUAUUUAUUUAGGGAACUGAUUCUCAAUCUUGGCUGUACAUGUGAAUCACCUAAGAAACUUUUAAAAUCCCAAUUAUAUCAAAAUCUCAUGAAGUGGGAACCAAACAUUAUUAUUUUUGAAAGCCCCCAAUAUGGUUCCAGUGUCAACCAAUGCUGAUAAACACAGCUUUAUGGCUGAUUAAGGAAGACACAUUUGUCUACCUUGGCUGGUAUCCAAGCCCCACUUCUGAGGAGUUGUGGAAGGCAAGAUGCAAGAGAUACAAUGUUGUCUGGAUUGAGAAUUAUUGUGUUGUAACCCAAAACAAAUGUUCUGUGCAAAUUUCUGACCAGGCAGUGCCCCAUUGACUUAUAAUAAUUCUGUCUUUGUGGUUUUCUCCCAUAUGACUUCGCCAUUAUUCCAAUUCAAACAUCUAGGUUUUGAUUGUCUUAUACAUGUGACAUCACAAGACACCAGAAGAAAUCAAGAAACUCAACAGCAUGUAAAGCUAAGUGGAAAACUAAUACUUAAUAGUUGGAUAGUGGAAAUUAAAAUAAGCAUUUAUUAAAUCAGGCCCAAAUUUAUUAUUCAUUCUUCAUUUGGAGGAAACAUGGGUACUAGGUACCUGUUCUGCCAUAGUAUAUUUUAUUGGACUUGAUCUUAGCAAGAAGGAAGAACAGCAGUUCCUUUUUGAUUGUUGUCUUAGCUCCCAGGGCCACUUGGAUUUUUUUUCUUAGCUACUGGAUACGUGUUUAAAGGAGGAAGAGUGUCUGUAACUUAUUAUCUGGCCUCCAGCACCCUGAGAGACUGUUUUCACCUUCAAAAAGGAAGAGUCUGCCUAUCCAAGGCAAUAAUCCUCAAUGAGAAAAUGUGAGAGUUCUCUCCUCUCUUACUGCUCCCCUCUGGUAUUGGCCUGUGCUUCUCAGCUGCAAAGCCAGAAAAUAAACUAGGUGGUGGUUAUGGACAAGUAUACACAGAAUCAAAAUCUCUAAUAACCUGUAAUUUUUAGUACUUAAUUAUGUGAUGUUUUAUUCUAGGAAAUAAGAAACAGAUGACAUCAUUGAUGUAUCUUUCUUUCAUCUUCAGAAUUUUUGCAUCUUUUCAGAAAAUGACAAAUUACUAUUUUUCUGUUGCACUCAGCAAUUGUGACUAUACUUAAAAUUCUUGUAGUCUGUAGAGAUAUCAAUAAAAUUGUAUAUGUUUGUACAUAGAUGCUCUUAUGUUAUGAUGUCAUGCACCACUAAACAUUUUACCAAGAUUAAAGAUGGGCAGAGGGAAGAUUUUCAUCUGCAACACUAUGAACCAUGGUUUUGAAAGUAUACUUGUUUUUAAAAGGCAGAGAGGUGGGUGGGGGAAUCAUGUACAUCACAUUUGUCUGAACUAAAAAACAGAAAGAAAGGACUAAACACAAGUUCUCUAGAAUCACAGAUUUUGCUAGAGUAUUUUCUCCAGAUUUCAAACUGGGGAGUUGUGAAACUUUUUUAUGGAUGUUUUUACAGACAAUUUUUGAGCAUGUUGAUUGAUUAGACCUUUGGUGAAUUACAAGUAAAACUAAGUUUGGUGAGGGUACAGAGUAAAAAUCUGAGACUGAGUAAGAUAUAUUUACAAACCCAAUAUCCUUUAAAGCUCAGGCUUUAAUCCCAUCCAGGCAAAAAACAUAAACCAUUAUGAGCUUAUAUCACUUCCUAGUGGUUAUAAUGAACACUCGUUAACUCCACAACCUCCAAAAGUUCCCCAGAAAGACAUUGCUCACCUGGCUUUCAUCUGCACAGUUAAUUCCUCUUCAGACACUUUCUUUGUAUUGAUCUAUACUGUGGCCUUAGCCAGUUAAGCUUAUUCUUCCAAAUGCUAAUUAUCUCAAGAUUUUCCCAUCACCACAACUUCCCUCCUAGUUUUGGUUCCAUAUAAAAUAAACAACAACAACAAAAAAAAACAACCAACCAAUCUGAGGAUAAGAAAUGUUUCUCAAUCAAAAGUGCAAAUGUAAAAACAGACCAUUUAAAAGCCAAAUGUUCAGUCUUCUCUUCAGAAUUUUCUCAAAAGUAUCCUCACUUUCUUCGAACAACAAUCACUCGGGCUUCACAUACCGAAUUCAGUAUUUAAAAUACUGAUAUGACUUCCUUCCUUCCUUUUCCUCACCCCUUCUUUCCUCCUUUCCUAUUUUUCCAUUCAUUCAGCCGAAAAGGCAAUCAACCUAAGCAAGUUGUGGGUGGCAGCCCCGUGCAAGGAGUGCAUAGUAGCAGGGUGAGUGUGACUGCCCAGAGGACAGAGCUGGAGUGAGGUGGCUGACCUGCAGUCAGUGCUCAGGCAGUCAAUGAUGAUGGCCUGUGAGAAAGAGGCACCGGAGCAGAGCAGAAGGCAACCCAGCAGGUUAGCAGAUUAGGGACUGAUCAAUUAAGUGAUUAUCUUGAGGAUACAGGAUCCAGAUUUCUCACUGAUGGAGAAGUACAAAUAAAAAGGAAUGUGAGAAUAAAUCCUCUAUUAUUGGAUUAGAAUUGGAACUAUCAGUGUAAGUUUUAUGUGAAUACAUACAUACACAUAUAUCCACGACGUGCGUGUUGUUCACAAAGACAUACUCUAUUUCUGAAUGCUGAGAGGAUGGUAACACAACCCCAAAAACAAAAAAUGCUUGGAUUUUGAUUGUCAAGAAAUAGCUGGUUUCAAGGCUGGACUAUAUAUUUUUAUUCCAGAAAAUAAAAUAUUCAAAGAAUGUUGGGAAUGUGUCCAAAGGACACAGAAACUAGUUGAAAGGGCCCACACAGGUCAAAUCAAGGAUAAUUUGAUUAUCAAAAGUAAUAAUAAUAAUCGAAUAAAAUAGCUGACCAUGGGGAGCCUGGGUG
Mustela erminea (ermine) is the source of this 11100-nucleotide messenger RNA. It is a transcript of the gene STXBP5L, whose product is annotated as syntaxin binding protein 5 like. Gene Ontology annotation, molecular function: syntaxin binding; myosin II binding; GTPase activator activity. Bases 277 to 3930 code for a protein of 1217 amino acids. The record is from RefSeq and is a predicted model, not a curated record. Gene Ontology annotation, biological process: regulation of exocytosis; regulation of protein secretion. Gene Ontology annotation, cellular component: SNARE complex; plasma membrane; cytoplasm. Lineage: Eukaryota; Metazoa; Chordata; Mammalia; Carnivora; Mustelidae. The transcript has 29 exons.